AUGAUAUCCUCUACCCUUUACUCCUAUUCACUCUCUUAUUACUUCUUCCUUUUUUACUCCCACCAAUUCCUACCUUUUCAUUCAAGGAGAGAUGUUGAUUUUGAGCUUUUCCUUUUCGCUGCUUUUCAACAGUUCACUCUCCUCUUUGUUUUUCUCUCCUACUAUUUCCUUUCUUAUCCUACCACUCUUCUUUUUUCUCCUCCUCCCACCAUUUUUUUCCCUUCUCUUCCUAAAUGGACAUUUUCUUCUUUACUCACUUCCACCAUUAUUACAUGUACAUUUUCUUCUUUACUCACUUCCACCAUUAUUUUUCUUCUCUUCCUUCCACCAUUGCAUCUUUUCACUGUUUUGUUCUCAUCUCUGACUUUCUUUAUCCUCCUCUCACUUUUUUUUUCUUUCCUGUACUCUUCUUCCUCUCUCACUAUUAUUUUCUUUAUUCUCCUCCAUCUAUUCCCACUAUAG
Messenger RNA from Acanthosepion pharaonis, 462 nucleotides. NCBI's taxonomy places the organism in Eukaryota, Metazoa, Mollusca, Cephalopoda, Sepiida, Sepiidae. The record is from the annotation of a GenBank genome assembly.